Messenger RNA from Eimeria necatrix, 1119 nucleotides. RefSeq lists its product as hypothetical. The transcript has a single exon. The record is from RefSeq and is a predicted model, not a curated record. NCBI's taxonomy places the organism in Eukaryota, Apicomplexa, Conoidasida, Eucoccidiorida, Eimeriidae. The coding region runs from base 1 to 1119 and encodes 372 amino acids.
AUGCAUGCGCCAAACAGCUUCUCUCUGGGCAACUCUUUGCUGCAGAAUUUUCACUACCGGCUGAAGCUGAAUUUGCUGCCAGCAGAAGACGCUGAGCUCGCCCGCAGAGUGCAGCAGCAGCUGCUGCAGCAGCUGCAGCAGCAGCAGCAGCAGCAGCAGCAGCAGCUACUGCAGCAGGCGCAACCGAGCAGCCCCUCUGAAAGAGCGGGAGCCACAAAUUCUGCUGCCUCAGCAAUUGCUGCUGUUGCCGCUGCUGCUACGGCGGCAGCAGCAGCAAAAGAGAGCGAGGCAGCAGCGAAGCAGCAGCAGCAGCAGCAGCAGCAGCAGCAGCAAGAGCAGCAGCAGCACGGCAGUGUUUUGACUUUGCCUCUGCCUCCAGAGCACUUGGCUGAAAGUCUCUCAAAGGAUUUACAGAGUUUGGGAUGGGGUGCUGCUAGCCCUCCUGCUGCUGCUGCUGCUGCUGCUGCUGCAGGAGAGCAGCAGCAGCAGCAGCAGCAGCAGCAGCAGGGCUCAUGGGACACUGGCGGCGACCUUUCUGUGUGCAGCAGUGCAACAGCAGCAGCAAAUGGAUUGACUUGCAGCAGCAGCAGCUCAACACCUCACACGGACUCUUCCACAGGUGUGCUUCUGCUGCUGCAGCAGCAGCAGCAGCAGCAGCAGCAGCAGCAGCUGGAAGAGACGCACACAACAUUGCUGUGCUCGAGCGAAGCAUCUCCUCAGCAGCAGCAGCAGCAGCAGCAGCAGCAGCAAGCCCAGAUACUUCUCCUCAAAGAGAGGAUUGCUGACCUGGAGCUUCAGCAGCAGCUGGAGCAGCGGAAAAGCGCCGCUGCUGCUGCUGCUGCUGCUGCUCUGCAGCAGCAAGUGCAGCAGCUGCAGCAAGACAACCAAUACCUGCGUCUUCACUUCAAGAGGAGCUUUGAGCCUCCUGUUGCUGCUGCUGCUGCUGCUGCUGCUGCUGCUGCUGCUGCUAGUACCCCGCAGCAGCAGCAAGACCCCCAAAGCUGCAGCACGGAGCUUCUGCAGCAGAAGCUAGCAGUGUACAGGCAGCAGCUUAUGAUGCUGUUUGAGCAAAACCAGCUGCUGCUGCAGCAGCAGCAGCAGCGGCAGCAGCAGCAGUAA